CUCUCUCUCUCCGUGCGCGGUCUCUCUCUCUGCGUGUGCUCUUGGCUUUUUUUUUUUUUUGAGUGAGGAGGUGCACGUGUCUGCUGUCGGGUGGUCGACGUGAGACACGACACGACCAGCAGCAAUGGCAUUGGUCGCCGGUUUGUCAAUGCGCAGCGGUGCUUCGCACCUCGUCGUGUCCUUGGCACCCAUGAUGGCGCAUCGACGUUUCAUUUCUGAUGCAGCCAAGAGCAAGCUCAAUGAUGGCCCGGGCUUUGGCGAAUUUGUUUCUGGCAACGUGCCCCUGACGCCCAAGGCCCUCAAGCGCAAGCAACGACUGCGCCUGCCGGAAUGGGUCAAAACAGAUGUACCGGCCGGCAAGAACUUUGCGCGGAUCAAGGGCAAUCUCCGUGAUCUCAAGCUUCACACCGUUUGCGAGGAGGCGCGUUGUCCCAACAUUGGCGAGUGCUGGGGCGGUGCUGAAGGCACGGCCACGGCAACCAUCAUGCUGAUGGGUGACGAGUGCACGCGUGGCUGUCGCUUCUGUUCCAUCAAGACCAACAAGGCCCCGGCACCGCUUGAUGUUGACGAACCUGCGCACACGGCUGCAGCCGUGGCUGCUUGGGGCCUGGACUAUGUUGUCCUCACCUCGGUCGAUCGUGACGAUCUACCCGACGGAGGUUCAAACCAUUUUGCCAGCACGGUGAUUGAAUUGAAGAAGCGCAAGCCGGAAAUUUUGGUCGAGUGCCUUACGCCCGACUUUUCCGGCGUCUACGAGGAUAUCGCUCGUGUGGCCGUCUCGGGCCUUGAUGUCUUUGCCCACAACAUGGAGACUGUGGAAUCGCUCACGCCAAGCGUGCGUGACCGCCGGGCCAAGUAUCGGCAGUCUUUGCGCGUUUUGGAGAUGGCCAAGGAGGCCCAACCAGGCCUCAUCACCAAGACCUCUCUGAUGCUGGGUCUCGGCGAGCGCGAUGAGGAGAUUGAGCAGACCUUGGCCGACCUGCGCCUGGCCGGUGUUGACUGCGUGACCUUUGGGCAAUACAUGCAGCCCACCAAGCGCCAUCUCAAGGUUUUGGACUACGUCACGCCCGAAAAGUUUGAUCACUGGAAGGCUCGGGGCGAUGCGCAUGGUUUCCUCUACACGGCCAGCGGCCCGCUGGUGCGCUCGUCAUACAAGGCCGGCGAGUUCUUCCUCACCAAUAUUCUCAAGGCGCGCCAACACGGACACGGACACAGACAGACACACACAGAAAGACAGACAGACAGACAGACAGACAUAGACACAGACAUAGACAUAGACACAGACAUAGACACAGACACACACACACCUCUCUUUGAAGUUCAUGUUGCUGCCCUACGGCAGUUGGAAGCACGAGCCACAAGGACCUCGCUCACACCAAACAUGGGCUGUACGCCCUCCACAUCCAUGUCUGUGCCCAUGCUGGCCAACCAGCCUCGGCAGCGCUCAACCAACCAUCUUCUGGUGGAGGCACUUCCUUUCAACACCAGCCUCUCCAGCUCGUUGAGCGGUCAGACUGCGGGUCUCCCAUCGUGGUCUCGGGCGACUUUGGCCAACAAGUACCGCAUUCUCGACUCUUUGGGUGCCGGGGCCUACGCCAACGUUCUGCGUGCUGAAGAUCAGGAGACUGGCGAGACCGUCGCCAUCAAGAUCGCCAAGACGCGUCGUUGCAAGAAAAGCCUAUCCGAGAUUCAGAUAUUGCUCGUCUUGGAUGCAGCCGAUGAAAACCCCCACGUCCUCCCCAUUAUCAACGCCGUCCUCGUAGACCGUGUCCCACAUCUGGUCAUGCCCUUUAGCACACGCGGAGACGUUUUUUCGUACCUCGAGGAGCAGGACUGUCAACUCGUUGAGGCCGAGGUACAGCACCUGAUGCAUGGCAUUGCCAAAGGCCUCGACUUUUGCCACCAGCGCGGCGUGGCCCAUUUGGAUCUUAAACCCGAAAACGUGGUGCUGGUGGAUGCAACCAGCCUGGCCGAUGUCCGCGGCUUCGAUGGUGCCUCCCUGGUCGGACCCCACGCUCAUCGGCACCCCUGUUAUCCCCAGUUGAUCGACUUUGGAGAAGCCGUAGCCUUUGAUGGCGACACCGUCUGUGACCAGCUUGCAGGCAGUCCCGACUACCUCGCCCCGGAGGUCCUCCGAAACCGCUACCAUCCCGCCAAGGCAGAUUGUUGGAGUCUGGGCAUCACGCUUUACGUCCUCCUGACUGGAACCCUGCCCUUCUCCGCGCCCACCACCGAGCUGAUUGAGCAGCGCGUGCGCGAAUACGUGGGCCCCCUUCCCGCCGGCCUCACCAAGCGAGUGAGCAAUGCCAGCCUCAGCGCCCUCUUGGGCCUGGUGCGGAGGGACAUGCAUAGCCGCCUGAGCUGUGCCCAAUUUCUCGCGCACCCCUGGAUGCAAGACUACUGCCGCCCUGGUUCUGAGGUGCAGCUUGACUACGAGCGAUACCUCGGUCAUGUGCAAACGGCCAUUGAAGCAAAGGCCGCGGCCUUCUUCCCCGGUCAAGGCGACAUCCAGCGGGCCUACACCAGCAGCCACGUCGUUCUGCCAACCGUGACCAUCCCAGUUGGGUCCGACCUCGUCUUUCAGCUCCCGGAGCGGGAUCGUUCCACCGUCAUCUAA
This is a messenger RNA of Monosiga brevicollis MX1, 2617 nucleotides long. RefSeq lists its product as uncharacterized. The record is from RefSeq and is a predicted model, not a curated record. Gene Ontology annotation, cellular component: mitochondrion. Gene Ontology annotation, biological process: lipoate biosynthetic process; protein phosphorylation. The transcript is spliced from 11 exons. Gene Ontology annotation, molecular function: ATP binding; protein kinase activity; 4 iron, 4 sulfur cluster binding. Bases 125 to 2617 code for a protein of 830 amino acids. Lineage: Eukaryota; Choanoflagellata; Craspedida; Salpingoecidae.